This is a messenger RNA of Lagopus muta (rock ptarmigan), 1873 nucleotides long. RefSeq names its product decapping mRNA 1B (gene DCP1B). Gene Ontology annotation, molecular function: mRNA binding; enzyme activator activity. Bases 24 to 1844 code for a protein of 606 amino acids. Gene Ontology annotation, cellular component: P-body. The record is from RefSeq and is a predicted model, not a curated record. NCBI's taxonomy places the organism in Eukaryota, Metazoa, Chordata, Aves, Galliformes, Phasianidae. The transcript is spliced from 9 exons. Gene Ontology annotation, biological process: deadenylation-independent decapping of nuclear-transcribed mRNA; deadenylation-dependent decapping of nuclear-transcribed mRNA; positive regulation of catalytic activity.
CGUGUGUUGUUGUCAGAGGCAAAAUGGCGGCGGCGGUGGCCGGGGCCGCCCUGCUGGGCAAGGGGCUGGACAUCAGCCUGGCGGCGCUGCAGCAGCACGACCCCUACAUCAGCAGCAUCGUGGACGUGGCCAGCCAGGUGGCGCUCUACACCUUCGGGCACCGCGCCAACGAGUGGGAGAAGACAGAUGUGGAAGGAACGCUGUUCGUUUAUACAAGAUCAGCUUCUCCAAGGCAUGGCUUCACAAUUAUGAACAGGCUGAGCAUGGAAAAUCGAACGGAACCAAUUACUAAAGACCUUGAUUUCCAGCUGCAGGACCCUUUUCUACUUUACAGAAAUGCCAGAUUGUCCAUAUAUGGGAUUUGGUUUUAUGAUAAGGAAGAAUGCCAAAGAAUUGCAGAGCUCAUGAAAAACCUAACUCAGCAAGAGCAAUUGAAAGCACAGCAGGGCACAGGAACAGGAGUGUCCCCUAUGGUCACGAAUUCUGCUAAUAACAAAGAAGUGGAUAUCUUACGGAUGCUUACCAAGGCCAAAGAUGAGUACACUAAGUGUAAGACCUGUUCUGAGCCAAAACAAAUAACUAGUUCCUCUGCAAUCUGUAACAACCCCAACCUAAUCAAACCAAUUCCAGUGAAGCCUAGUGAAAAUCAACAUCAACGAAUAUCUCAGCAAAGCAAGAAUGCGGAUCCUGAACCACAACACUUGUCUUUGACAGCCCUGUUUGGAAAACAAGAGAAAACAGAUGUCACAGAACCACUUAAUAAACAGCAUCAAGAGAACCUUCCUGUUAGGCAGGGUGUGGUACGUUCUCUGUCCUAUGAAGAACCUAGCAGGCAUUCUCCGUGUGCAGAGAAACAGCUUUGCCCUGCUAUUCAAAAGCUGAUGGUGCGUGGGACAGACCUUCACCCGCUUGCUGAGUUUCCUGAGAACCGACUCUGUGAAAAUGGCAAUAUCCACCCUGUGGGUGAGACUUUCACAGGACUCUUCCAGCCUGUGACUUCUCGUGGCAUUGCAACAUCUCACGUAGUUCAGGAUGCUGCUGGUACUCAGAGCUUGUUACAGAAAUUGCAGAGUCAGUCAGGGUCGAUGACUAAAAUGGAUCCCAGUGCAACAGGAUCUGUGAACUCAACGGCUUCUGUGUUCAGCAGGACUCCUGCUGCUGUUGGAGCACCAGCAGCACAGAUGAAUAAUGUGACCCAGCCACCUUUGGUAUAUUUCAAUGGUUCCCUGCCAGGUCAGACUUUAGAGUCUCAGACGCUUGGUAAAGAACAGUCCAAACUUCCUAGACAGCCAGUUUCUCUCUCUGGCAAUCAGACAGCCAAUUCUGGGGUGAUAUCACCUCAGGAGUUAUUGAAGAAGCUCCAGAUCGUGCAACAAGAACAGUUGCAUGUAUCCAGCAGACCAACCUUGGCAGCUAAGUUUCCUGUUGUUACUCAGAACACCAACACCUUGAAACCACUGGAUUCCUGGAUAGAAAAGGCACCGGGUACGGAAAAGCAGAGCUCUCUCUUCCAGGUAAUCUCACCUCAGCGCAUUCCUGCCACUGUGACUCCUACCUUAUUGAUGUCCCCGAUGGUGUUCACUCAGCCCACACCUGCUGCACCAAAAGCCAAUGAAAGUGGGCUGUUAGCAGCAUCAAACCAAGAACCUGCUGCCAGCUCUGCUAACCUUCUCCUACCACUGCAAACCCCAGAGCCACCUGUGAUCACCAGCAGCUCAGUGACAAAAAUGCAGCUGCAGGAAACACUUCUACACCUGAUCCAGAACGACGACAACUUCUUAAACAUUAUUUAUGAAGCGUAUCUCUUCAGUGUGAGAAAGGCAGCAAUGAAGAAAUCCAUGUGAAAGAUGUUUUGGUGGUUUAAAAAAAAAAA